Closterium sp. Naga37s-1 is the source of this 2385-nucleotide messenger RNA. Lineage: Eukaryota; Viridiplantae; Streptophyta; Zygnematophyceae; Desmidiales; Closteriaceae. The record is from the annotation of a GenBank genome assembly.
AUGCUGCUGCCUCGCCUUGCUGUGCGUAGUCACCUGCCCUCCUCUGAGCGCGCGCACUUUAGUCAGUACAAGAGUGCUAGCACUCUGUACACUGAUGUUGUUGCACGCUACUCCUCCCUUGCCACUGCUGCCCUUAGCCGCCUCAUGCUGCCGUACCUGUUCCCUGACCUAGCCGCUUUUGCCACAGUCGCUGACCUCAUUACGCACCUCCGCACUAGUGACACCCGCUACCCGCGCUGCGCUUCCUGCCGAGUUCUGGACCACUUCCUCUCCCUCUGCCCCACCACGCUCACCGUUGACCUCCUCGAGGAGCACCUCCUUGCAGCUGAGAAGAGUAUAGUCGCUGUAGGAGCCUCUCGUGGUGACCCCCGUGCCCCUUUCUUUGAGGGGUGCUCCCCCGUCCCUCUUUUGCCUUCUGUUGCCUCUGCUGCUGCUGUCGACCUCGAUGGCACCGAGUCGGUCGGCACUGCGUCUGCCCCUAGUGGCAAGCGCCGCAACAGCAAGGGCAAGUGGGGCAAGGGGGGUGGAGGGGGCGGCGGGGGGCGCGGUAGUGGCGGUGGAGGAGGAGGAGGAGGGGGUGGGGGUGGAGGUGGGAGUGGUGGCGGGACUGGGGGCUUAGGUGGCGGCGGUGGAGGUGGAGGCGGCGGAGGCAGCGGGAGUGGGGGUGGAGGUGGCGGCGGCGGCGGAGGAGGUGGGGGUGGCGGGGGUGGUGGUGGGCAGCGGGGAGGCUCUAGCGGUGGCCAGCGCCAGCAGCAGCAGCGCUCCCGUGAGACCCCGUCGCCUCAGCAGCUACGUGAGUGGUACGCUGGCGUGGGAGGUCCUGGGGGUGCUGGUCCCUGCACCUACGUUCUUUGCACCGGCGACCGCAGUGGAGAGACGUGCGGAGGCCCGCACACCACACCACGCUGCUUCGGCCGCCUGACUGACGCCUGGCGCACUCAGUUCCCUGGCUCCUCGGAGAUCCCUCGCUGGGAUAUUCUGCUUAAGUCGGGGGUUGCUAUCUUUGAUCUUGAUUAUGAUGCUAUCCUUGCUGCUAUGUAUGCUGUGUCUAUUAGUGAUGAGGGUGACUGUUACCUGUGUGUUCCGCCCGACCCGGGCAUUAAGUCUGCUGCUCCAGGUGCUGGUGAGGCUGCUCCAGGUGCUGGUGAGGCUGCUGCUCUAGGUGCUAGUGAGUCUGCUGCUCCAGGUGCUGGUGAGGCUGCUCUCUCAGGUACCGCGUCGGCUCAGUGUCCUGGUCUGGCCCUGAGUCUGCCCCCUGCUCGUGUCGCCUCCUGGCCCACGAGACUCUUCUUUGGCACCACCGCCUUGGUCACCCCUCCCUGCCUCGUCUUCGAGGCAUGGCCUCCCGUGUCCUGGUCUUGGGUCUUCCUUGAGUCCCUCCCUCCCCUUCCUCCGGGGCCUGCCCCUACCUGCGUUCCCUGCGUCGAGGGUCGGCAACGCGCCGCUCCUCACUCCUCCGAGUUUCCUCCAACAGAGGCCCCACUGCAGACUCUUCACAUGGACGUGUGGGGCCCAGCCCGCGUCCGUGGACAGGGUCACGAGCGUUACUUCCUGCUGGGCGUUGACGACUACUCGCGUUACACCACAGUCUUCCCCUUGCGCCGCAAGGACAGAGGUGGAGAGUUUUCCUCCGACCUUCUGCAGGCCUACUGUCGGGCGGAGGGCAUCCGCCAGACGUUCACGCUUCCGGCCUCUCCACAGCAAAAUGGAUUGCCCGAGCGCCGCAUUGGCAUGGUCAUGGAUGUCGCUCGUACGUCCAUGAUCCAUGCGGCUACUCCCCAUUAUCUGUGGCCGUUCGCGGUUCAGUACGCGGCGCAUCAGAUCAACCUUCAGCCCCGGGUCUCCAUGCCGGAGACCUCCCCCACUUCUGCGGUGGACGGGGAAGGUUGGCGAUGCGUCUGCGUAGACGCAGUCGAGCCUGUCGAGGUAGCUGUUGACUCUGUGCUGGGUCUGGGGGGUGCUGAGCCUGAGCGUGCGGAGCCUGGGGUGGCAGAGCCUGGGGGUGCUGAGCCUGGGGUUGCUGAGUCUGGGGGUGCUGUGAGACUGGAGCUACUGGAGGUGCUGCUGAUGCUGGUGCUUGCUGGAGGUGCUGUUGGUGCUGGAGCUGCUGGAGGUGCUGCUGGUGCUGGACCUACUGAGGUGCUGCUAGUGCUGGUAGCUGCUGGAGGUGCUGCUGGUGCUGGAGCUACUGGAGGUGCUGCUGGUGCUGGAGCUGCUGGAGGUGCUGCUGGUGCUGGAGCUGCUGGAGGUGCUGCUGGUGCUGGACCUACUGGAGGUUCUGCUGGUGCUGGAGCUGCUGGAGGUGCUGCUGGUGCUGGAGCUGCUGGGCCGCUGGCCCUGGAGGUGCUCGUACUGGAGGUACUGGAGGUGCUGCGGGAGUUGUAG